AUGACACCAACGCAGGCACCUAGCUCCGCGCAGUCGGCUGUGCUGAUGCGCUCUGAGCCCAUGCCGACGGACGCCAAACAGGCCAUGGGCCCUCAGUUUGAUACGCAGGACCCUCGCGAUUUGUUCGGCGUGCUGGACAGCAUGGCCACUAUGGGGUUUCAAGGGACCUCGGUGGCUGAAGCUGUCCGUAUCAUUGAGCGUAUGCGUACUUGGCGUCUGAGUGAAGAUCCUGCGUACAACCCAGCGGAGGAUGAGAAUGCUUCGCUGCCGACAGACGAUCCUGCCCACCCCAGCAACGUGCGGUGCACCAUUCUUCUGGGAUACACGUCGAAUCUCAUUUCGUCCGGCCUGCGUGAAGUGAUCCAUUUCCUUGUGAAGCACAAGUAUGUCUCAGGUAUCGUUACUACGGCUGGCGGCGUCGAAGAGGAUUUCAUCAAGUGCCUUGGUCCGACCUACCUUGGUAGUUUCCACUUGGAUGGCGCUACGCUGCGCAAGCAGGGCAUGAACCGGAUCGGCAACUUGAUUGUACCGAAUGACAAUUAUUGUGCCUUUGAGGAUUGGGUGAUGCCUAUUCUGGACAAGAUGCGAGAGGAGCAGGAAACGGCGCCGCCAGAAGACAAUGGCGAGCGCUUUGCCUGGUCUCCCAGUCGUGUGAUUGAGCGCUUGGGCCAUGAGAUCAACGAUGAGCGUAGCGUAUACUACUGGGCCGCGAAGAACAAGAUCCCUGUCUUUUGCCCGGCCUUGACAGAUGGCUCAUUGGGCGAUAUGAUCUAUUUCCAUACCUACAAAAACCCUGGACUGACCAUUGACAUCGUGCGUGAUAUUCGUCGCCUCAAUGAUAUUAGUGUCAAGGCGAAAAAGGCCGGCAUCAUUAUCCUUGGUGGUGGUGUGUGCAAGCACCAAAUCGCUAACGCUAUGCUGUUCCGCAAUGGCGCCGAUUUUGGCGUGUACAUCAAUACCGGCCAGGAGUUUGACGGGUCCGAUAGCGGCGCGCGGCCGGACGAGGCUGUGUCGUGGGGCAAGCUCAAAAGUCGUGAGAAUGGCGGCGAUACCGUGAAAGUAUACGCUGACGCUACCAUUGUCUUCCCCAUCAUCGUGGCAUCUACGUUUGCCAAGGCGCACUGGGCUGCCAAGCAUGUAGCGCCCUCCGUGUAG
Messenger RNA from Malassezia pachydermatis, 1155 nucleotides. Its product is annotated as deoxyhypusine synthase. Gene Ontology annotation, cellular component: cytoplasm. The record is from RefSeq and is a predicted model, not a curated record. The transcript has 2 exons. Gene Ontology annotation, biological process: peptidyl-hypusine biosynthetic process. Lineage: Eukaryota; Fungi; Basidiomycota; Malasseziomycetes; Malasseziales; Malasseziaceae. The coding region runs from base 1 to 1155 and encodes 384 amino acids. Gene Ontology annotation, molecular function: deoxyhypusine synthase activity.